Molecule: messenger RNA, 955 nt
Organism: Papaver somniferum (opium poppy)
Lineage: Eukaryota; Viridiplantae; Streptophyta; Magnoliopsida; Ranunculales; Papaveraceae
Product: pentatricopeptide repeat-containing protein At3g22470, mitochondrial-like
Exons: 2
Coding region: 51-923 (290 amino acids)
Molecular function (GO): protein binding
Source: RefSeq, a predicted model, not a curated record
AUAGUACUGGACCUUAACCCCGUCUUCGUCCCUCCAUUAAAGAAAAACAAAUGAAUCAUCUAGUCAUGAGAAGGAUAAACCAUUCAUCAUUUACUAAACGUCCAUUUCUUCAACACAACAAUAAUGUUAAUAACCUUUAUUUGUUGUCAGUCCAGCCUCCUCCAUUGAUUCUAAUCACAACCAGAAGCAGAAGAAGAAGUUAUGUUUCACGAUCAGGUAAGAUAGAGGAAGCCCGGAAAUUGUUUGAUUCAAUGGUUGAUAAGGGUCUUGAGCAUGAUUUAUACAGUUUCAGUGUGUUGAUUAAUGGGUAUUGCAAGAAGUUUAAGUUGGAUGAUGCUCUGCUGCUCUUCGAGAAAAUGAAGCAAAAGGGAAUAAAGCCAACACAAGUUACUUACACUACUCUGCUGAAUGGACUAUGCAGGAGUAAAACAGUUACAAUUGCACGGAGCCUGCUAUUCGAGAUGCAAUCAACUGGUGUAUCUCCAAAGACAGUUACAUAUAAUGCCAUGUUGGAUGGCCUUUGCAUGAAUGGACAUAUUGAUGAGGCGACAGAGUUAUUCCAGUCUAUGAAACUUAAGGGGUAUAAAGCUGAUAUUCAGACUUAUGGUUUAGUUAUUGAUGGGUUGUGCAAGGCUGGUAAAUUUCAAGAUGCAAAGAAAUUGUUCCAUGAAAUCCCAAAUCAAGGAUUAGUUCCCAAUGUUAGAACAUAUACCAUAAUGAUCAGUGGCAUGUGCAGAGAAGGUAUUUUAUUUGAGGCCGAGAAAUUGAUAUUUGAAAUGGAAAAGCAUGGUUGCGUUCCAAAUGCUGUAACCUAUGAAACCAUUAUUAAGGGAUUUCUUGAAAGAAAAGAAGUUGAGAAAGCCAAAGAGUUUCUUCAAAAAAUGCGACAAAGAAAAUUUUCACCAAGCAAUGCCCUUAUUUAAUAGUUAGUUAUUUCUCUGUGGAGCAGCUCAAA